AGGCGUAACAUUUUGAAAGAUUGUGUUGUGUUCAGUCGUUACCCCCGAGAGCGGUGGUUGAUUAAAAACUUGUAUGUAAGAGAAACGCGGUGUAGAAAGUGGAAAAAAAAAAGAUUUAUUGUUGUUCAAGGAGCCUUUGGAGUAGCUGUGAGCAAAAAGAAACUGUACCGACUCGGAGCUGUAAUACAAAACUCUGAGUCAACGAGCUGCUGUGUGUGCACCUGAGGAGAGAUGGAGGGGAAGGCCACGGGUUUGAAGAAGUGUUAAAGGGUCCAUGGCAUAGAGCCUGUCCUCAGACUCAGCUUGUUCCUGGAGAGAGCUGCGGAGGUGCACACGACUCUGAAGCCCCGCUGCCAUUUUCCACAGCCCAAGCAGAACCAGGGAGCAGCCAGUAGGAGCUAUGCCUGUCCUGGCCACUGGAGCCGGCCACGAUCCAGGCCUGUAUGAGCUUCUGGCAGCUUUACCUUCACAGCUCCAGCCUCAUGUCACUCGUCCAGAGGACAGCACCUUCCUAAAGGGCAUGUUUGGGGAGAAAGGUUUCCACUUGUUGGUCAAGAUCCAUGAACGGCUACAGCACUAUGAGAGGAGCAGACCUGUUCCUGUCCUGGAUAGUGUGGGGUCUUUGGCACGUGAUGUGUCUGAGGAGCUACUCGGAAAAUCAACUGAUAGAGAAAUCACAGAGCUGCUCAGACUGCUUUCCAAUCCCCACGUAAAGAGUCUGCUGUCAGUCCACGACAUGGUUGCUAAUAAGCAAUACAACCCUGAACUGCCCCCUCUGCCCACUGACCUGGAUGAUGACGAAGACUCAGUGAAGAUCAUAAGACUGGUUAAAAAUAAAGAGCCACUGGGAGCAACGAUCAGGCGCGAUGAGGACACGGGUUCGAUCUUUGUGGCCCGGAUCAUGAGGGGAGGGGCAGCUGACAGAAGUGGACUGAUACAUGUUGGAGAUGAAUUGAAGGAGGUAAACGGAAUUCUUGUUGAUGAUAAGAAACCAGAGGAAAUCAUUCAGAUUCUGGCCCAGUCACAAGGUGCGAUUACAUUUAAAGUUGUUCCUGCUGUCAAGGAGGAGGUGCCAGCCAAGGAGCCAAAGGUGUUUAUGAAGGCACUCUUUGACUAUAACCCCUUGGAGGAUACCAUCCCAUGUAAGGAGGCUGGGCUGGCCUUUAAAAAGGGCACCAUUCUUCAGGUCAUGAGCCAAGAUGAUGCAACCUGGUGGCAGGCCAAGCUUGAAGGGGACGCCAAUCCUCGUGCAGGUCUCAUCCCGUCCAAACAGUUCCAGGAAAGGAGAUUUGCAAUGCAGCGACCUGUUGCUACACUUCAAUCCCAGAAGCCUCUUGGCCGACGAUCAUCUGGGUUCAGGAGAAGCUUCCGACUGAGUAGAAGGGACAAGAAAACCAACAAGUCCAUGUAUGAGUGUAAGAAGAGUGAAAUGUAUGACACGGCUGAUGUGCCUACGUACGAGGAGGUCACCCCCUACCGCAUGCAGAAUGGAGCUAAACACAGGCCGGUGAUCCUAGUAGGACCCACAGGAGUUGGCUUGAAUGCGCUAAAGAGGAAACUGUUGAUCUCAGACCCCCAGCACUUCAGUCUAACAACCCCACACACCAGUCGGGCCAAGAAGAGCAAUGAGAGUGAUGGCGUGGAGUACCACUUCAUCUCCAAGCAUCUCUUUGAGACUGAUAUCCACAACAACAAGUUCAUUGAGUAUGGUGAGUACAAAGGGCAUUAUUAUGGGACAAGUCUAGACUCCAUACGCUCCAUCCUCGCAAAGCACAAAGUGUGCAUAUUGGAUGUCCAACCUCAUACGAUAAAGCACCUGCGGACUGCAGAGUUUAAGCCCUUCAUUGUGUUUGUGAAACCUCCAACGAUUGACAGAUUGAGGGAGACCAGAAAGAAUGCCAGAAUGAUCUCAGGCGAGCAUGACAAGGAAUCUGCCAAGUCAUUUACGGAAGGAGACUUUGAGGAGAUGCUGAGAACCGCCCAGCUGAUGGAGAAUCAAUACGGUCAUCUGUUUGACAAGGUCAUUGUCAACGACGACCUAUCUGCAGCCUUCCGUGAGCUGCGGUUGGUGCUACACAAGGUGGAGAUGGAUACUCACUGGGUUCCAAUAAGCUGGACUCACUCCUGAGAGCCGCGCAGACGACACGCUGCAAAUGGAGGACAGAGAAGCACUCUAACAAAGUCAUGCAGGUUUUUAAUCUUUCUGGGUCUCCUGUGUCAAGAGAAUAUGGGAAUAAAUGAGGACACCAGCCAGGGCUUUUGGAUUCAGGCUGAAGAUUUGAGCAGAUCUGAUAUCUUCUGACACCACCUCAAAGCUAACGUAUGCUUUUCAGAAAGUUGCCCUUGGCCUGGCUUGAAUCUAGUCCUCUGAGCUUGGUCUUAGCGUCACAUCCGAGGCCAUGGAUCACUUUGGUCCAAAGCAGAAUCUGAAACCAGCGUGGACUGUCUCACACACACCGCCAGCUAUCCUGCCAGGACAUUAGCAGCUUCGCCAACCACCACUCUUUCUACUUUAGCCCAUUAGAAACCAAAGACAUUUAUUAUUUCUUCCUGGUGGACAAGUUACACACAGAUGUCUGUAAAAGAGCCUCUAAAGGGAGUGGGAGAAAAAAGGAAAAUACAAGUAUAGUGGCUUUCUGUCUUGAAAUAUUCUUGUGUUUCUAAAAUGCUUCCAUGAUUGUUCCUCCAAUGUCCAGAAAAACGUCAUUGGGAACUCUCACAAGAAAGCCCAGUAAGUGUAGUUUUAUUUAAGAGAAAAUAAUAUAUUAUCUGUCUUCUAGCUCAUUUUGCAGACUUUUUCAAUACGGACACACUGUGUCUUAAUGAUGGUUUUUAGAGCAACCUGACCUCGGCUUUUUACACUGGAGGCGUCUCUUUUUGCAGUCAAGUGUUUUGAUUUCAUCACUCAGUCUCAUUUUGCCCACAGAGAACUGUUUUAUUUAGGUGUUAUAUAUUCCAUUUAGGAGCGUUUUGAAAAGCCACCCUUCAUGUGAAGCAGCCUUUAAAGUCCCAGCACUGGAUACUUUUUGGCCGUCUGCUAGAAGAAAAUGCUCACAAUUGUAUUUUAUUAGGGUGGAGUCUUUAUUUUUGUUCACAUAAAAAUUGUUCUUAAUAGCGCGUCCACAGCACACGUCCAGGAUUUUAGCUCACAGAAAUGUUAAGUAGCCACUUUUGACUUUAUGGGCAUUGAGAGUUUUGAGCUAAUUUGAGUUCGGACACAACCCGUCCUGUUGGAACGUGCUUGUUUUUACACACUGCUGUUUAUUCUUGAGUUUCUGUCACGGAGAUACUCAGCAUUAACCACUCAGUUUAAAGGAUUGUUGGCCUUUGUGUUGUCUCAUCACUGUUUCUUUGCUUUGAUUCGACACUUAGAUUUCAGUUAGUUAAUUAAUUAAAAUGGAAAUCCUUUGCAUUCAUUCAGCCAUUUAAUCCACUUGAACUCUUUUGUUUUAACUUAAAGCUACAGUGUGUAGGAUUUAGGAGUGUUUAUUGGCAGAAAUGGAAUAUAGCAUUUAUAACCAUUUGUUCAUUAGCUUAUAUGAUUACUUGCAACAGAUUUAUGUGGUUUCAUACACUUUGAAUGAGGCCUUCUUAUCUACAUGGACCCCUUCAAGGAAGUCACCUUGUUACACUCCCAUGUUGAUAAAGGAGCCCGAAAAAGACUAAGUUACUCCACCUUUUGCAUUUUGCAGUGUAGCAGUAAGUCAGAAGAGGAAGCGAUGGUUUCUCCCCUGCAGACUGUCUGCUGGUUGUUAGUGCAGGCUAACUAGCUUGAGAAUCUGAAUUUUUAUGAAAUGAAGGAUUGUGUGUCUUGCCUAUCACAAGAGAAGGCAAGGGAGCGUGAAUUCUCUUUGCCAAAAAUGAGAAAACACGAAGGGCAAGUAAAAUUGUAACCAGCAAUGGCAUAAUGCAAUCUGCAACCUCACCACUAGAUGACUCUAAAUACUACACACUGGCUUUAAUAUAUGUUUCACUACACUACCACUACAUUUACAUUCAUUUGGGUAAGUUUGCAUUAUUGUACUGCUGAUCUCUUUGUACUUUACCUGUCUGUGUUGGUGGGCAGAACCAGAGUUUGUAUGGUGUCGAGGUCUAUUUUUAAUUUCUUGCUGUAAAUGAAAUGCUGUUUAUAAAGCCUAUUCUUGAUAACUGCUAUGUUUUUUUUUUAUUAAAGAAAAUCCAACUGAU
Molecule: messenger RNA, 4188 nt
Organism: Thalassophryne amazonica
Lineage: Eukaryota; Metazoa; Chordata; Actinopteri; Batrachoidiformes; Batrachoididae
Gene: mpp7a
Product: membrane protein, palmitoylated 7a (MAGUK p55 subfamily member 7)
Biological process (GO): protein localization to adherens junction
Cellular component (GO): cell-cell junction; plasma membrane
Molecular function (GO): protein binding
Source: RefSeq, a predicted model, not a curated record